GGAGCUCGCUUGAAAUGUCGGACCGCCCUCCGUUUUUCGGCCAGCCCACCCCAACAACACAAACGCUACAUUGAGCGGAGGAAAAGGAAAAGACUGAGCACACGACAAGACGACUUUUCAUUUGAAAACCCCUCGGGGGAAAAAAAAAACAAAGAGUUCCUUUUUUCGGCAGGAGUUCGCUCCUUUGUCCAUCCGCUGGCCUCCGAUUUUUGCGGACUUUUUGCAGGCAAAAGUUUCCAGCUGUUUGCAGCUGGCAGACGCACCCGCCCUGCUCGGGAACAAGGCGCUCGUGGGAGGAGAAGGAAGGGGGUCUCGGGUUAAAAAAAAAGAGAGGGAGAAGAGAAGCGAUGGCACCCCAGCAAGCGCAACCGCAGGUGAGGCAGCACAUGGCCAAGUUCCUCCGGAGCUUCCCGGGGGUCACCCGCCUCCUGCAGAUCGUUUUCGGCGCAGGCCUGUGGGUCACCAUCGCCGCCAACAAGUACGAGGGCUCCAUCCACUUCGUCCUCUUCGUGGCGGUGCUCUUCUGGCUCCUGUGCCUGGGCCUCUUCUUCGUCACGCUGCUCGACAAGCAGGACGCCGUGCCGGUGCUCGGCGGCCCCCGCUGGCUGUGCAGUAACCUGGCGCACGACGUGGCCGCCGCAGCGCUCUACGUGCCCGCCGUAGGAGUCAUGGUGUACAAGACGCAUCGCAAUGCCUACUGUAUGGUGGAGCAGUACAAGCAUUUCUGUCUGUACAAGGUCUACCUGACGGCCGCCGUGUUCGCGUGCCUGUGUUGCCUUGCCUUCCUGCUCUCGGUGGUCUACGGCGCCUGCAGGAAGAGCCGAGGGGAGCAAACGGUCAUCUGAGGCUUUGCAACUUUUACUUUUGUUUUUUUUUCUUCGUUUGUUUGUUUUUAUUAACCACAGCAAGAUGAGGAACAAGUUAACUUCACUGGAUUUCUUUUAAUCCAUCAAAUGCAAAUGUUUUACAGUGUUACCAGCAAGGGGUGGGGAAACCUACGGCCGGUGGGCCGUAGAGAGGCUCCAAUACCGUUUCCCUUUUUUUUUUUUAAUUUAGCACAUAGAGUGGUGGCUUGAAUUACAAAUUAAAUUUCUUCAGACAUUUCAGAAAUCCGUUUUACUCAGAUGAUUGAUUUUAAAAAUAGAUCAUUAGUAAAAUAGCUAAUUGCUGGCAGAAUAUUUGGCUGCUUUAUAAUAUUUUGUCCAAUAGUAUUUCUUUAAUUACAUCAGAAAAAAAUGGCAGAUUUUUGUGGAAUGGGAGAACUUUUAAAUGGCAUAUUUAAGAGCAGAAAUUGGCACAUAACCCAUUUUGGCCUAAUUUAAAACAUCCAAUUAACUUGGUUUGAUUCAGAAAUUACAUCCUGGUGUGUCUUUAAGGGAUGUGGCAUAGUGUGUGACAUCGGGAGCUUGAGUCGGGUUGGCCAGGUAGUGUGCACGUGAGCGUCUAGGUGUGAGUUGACACGACUGGCUCUGCUCGCCCAAAUGCAAGGGCAUUUCGCUACGUCAAAUUUUGGCUUGCACCGCAAAGCACAAACACGACCAAGCGAUGGCUCAAAAUUUGAAAAACUGGAAGCACUUGUAAGUUGAGGUACCGCUGUAUUUGACUGAAGAAAAAUCUCACUACAUAGCACCCCCCAAAAAAUGGAUACACAGGUUAGUUAUUGUUAGUCUAAUAGCAUAAUUGUCUAAGUCGUUUUUAACUUACUGUCACGUACCAGUCUGCUAGCUAAAAAUUGUGUUGUUGUUGUUUGGGUUUUCUUCAGUUUGCGUGUCUAGAUUUUCAGUCAUCCAGGUCUUGCACAUCAACAACGUUUGAACCGAAGCUACUUUUCUCUUUUUAUUUGUUGAGUUUGAUAUGUGGGUGUUUUUUGUCUUCUUGUUUUUUGAAAAAACGUUCAUAAAAUGACUUGGGCAAUUAUGCUAAUAGGCUAAUGGUGUGUGCCUUCUGCCAUCUAGUGGAAAAGCAUUUCGUUUUUAUGGUCUUGUUGCUGACCAACGUGCUAUUCUUAAAUCAGAUGAAAAAGAAGUGUUAUUUUAAAAAAUCACUUGUAACACACAAAUUCUUACUAAGAUGUUGCAUAAGGUUGUUAUUUGGGAGCGGUGCCCUGCCCCUGCUUUUGAAGGUGCUUAUAGGUCCACACAAGUGGACUGUUUUCAUGCUUCCACAAACGGAUACUUACUUUUUUUUUAUUUCAAGGGAGGGGGUAGGGGGGGGGGUAAAUAUCGACUCUAGGGGUCCUCGGUUUACGGCAAAGUCCAGCGUCAUAAAGUCAUAAUUACUUUAAUAUAUGUUUAUGAGAAGCACAUCCGCCGUGUUCGGUAUCUUGGCUCUGUUUUCCUUCCACAUUCCCAAAUCAAGCAUGUUGGUUCAUUGAAGUCUCUAAACUUUUUGGGCGUUAAUGUGAACAUGAACGGUUUUUUGUAUGUAAAUGUGUGCUGUGAUUGGCUCUCUCCUCAAAGUCACCAACCAGCGAUAGGAAAAGCGGUACGGAAAAUGAAUGGAGAUGUCUAGAAUAUGACGAUUAUAUUCAACCACUGCGCUAAACAUUUGAUCGCAUGGCAUUUUUAACAUCAUAAUUGUCAUAAUUGUGCCUAUUUGUAUCCAAAACACUUUUAGGCUUUACAUAGGAGACAAUUUCAAAUGGAAUACUGGUGAAUAACUGAGCGUAUACUCUUACACCGUGCUGCAUUUGUAACCUCAAAGCCAUGAACUGAGUACCCCUUGUACUUUUUUCUUCCCAUAUGUCACUGUCGUAGGGAACAUUUUGUCACAUAUAAUGAGUGGUACAGCUGCAGAGUUUAUUAUAUCCAUUAUCCUUUCUAUAUUAUGUUUACAUGUGGGGGGGGGGGGUUAUGUACGAAUGACACCUGGCAAACACAUAACGGAUGUUACGGUGCGCGUCUUUUUCAACUGUUUUCUCAGUGCCUUCUGUCACAAUGCUGCCUACUCAAACCCUAAAGGUCGAGAUGUGAUUGACGCUGCCACAAGUGUAUUGAACCAACAAGUGUUUUUAUUGUCAAGCCAAAGAUCCAAAAGUAGAAGAAUAAAGAGCAGUAAGAGGAUACGUGA
Molecule: messenger RNA, 3069 nt
Organism: Hippocampus zosterae (dwarf seahorse)
Lineage: Eukaryota; Metazoa; Chordata; Actinopteri; Syngnathiformes; Syngnathidae
Gene: marveld1
Product: MARVEL domain containing 1
Exons: 1
Coding region: 348-845 (165 amino acids)
Biological process (GO): myelination
Cellular component (GO): membrane
Molecular function (GO): structural constituent of myelin sheath
Source: RefSeq, a predicted model, not a curated record